Molecule: messenger RNA, 1131 nt
Organism: Annulohypoxylon maeteangense
Lineage: Eukaryota; Fungi; Ascomycota; Sordariomycetes; Xylariales; Hypoxylaceae
Product: dihydrodipicolinate synthetase
Exons: 1
Coding region: 1-1131 (376 amino acids)
Molecular function (GO): 4-hydroxy-tetrahydrodipicolinate synthase activity
Source: RefSeq, a predicted model, not a curated record
AUGGCACCUCACGUUGACGUACCGUCUCCUACCGGGAGCUUUACAGGCAAUUUCAAUGGAACCCCCUUUCAAGUUGCCGCAUCAUCGGAAACGGAGACCGGUUGUAUAGCGCCAACCGAGUCCUUCUCCUCGCCUAUUAGCUCCUUCGAAAGCGGCUCAGUAUCAGGAGAUUUCCAUAUAACGCGGCCACUAGUACCAGGCAUUUACGUGCCAACUAUGUGUUUUUUCGACGAGGCCGAAGACGUCGAUACGGAUGCCAUUGCUCGCCAUGCAGUACGGCUCGCCGAAGCUGGUGUGACAGGCCUUGCAACUCAGGGUUCAAACGGCGAAGCCGUUCAUCUCACACAUGACGAGCGUCAGCUAGUCACAUCAACUACACGAAAGGCACUAGACGACGCCGGUUUUUCGCAUAUUCCAAUCAUUGUUGGGUGUGGCGCCCAAAGCACCCGUGAGACCAUCAAGUACUGUUGUGAGGCGUGGAAAGUGGGAGGUGACUACGCGCUCGUGCUGCCUCCAUCGUACUACGCACCCUUGUUUGCACCAUCGUCCAAGACCAUCGAAGAAUACUUUACAACGGUUGCCGACGCGUCUCCGAUACCGCUUAUAAUCUACAAUUAUCCAGGUGCCGUAAACGGCAUGGACAUGACAUCAGAUGUAAUUAUCAAGUUAUCACAGCAUCCCAAGAUAGUCGGUGUUAAAUUGACGUGCGGUAACACUGGCAAAUUGAAUCGCGUGGCCGCCGCUACACAAAAGCAGUCUAAAGACUGUGACGCAAAUAAGCCUGAGUUCUUGGUCCUCGCUGGCUCGGCCGACUUCACGAUUCAGUCAUUGAUCGCUGGCGGGCACGGCAUUUUGGCUGGUCUCGCAAACAUCUCACCGAAAGCCUGCAUUAAGACAGUCGAACUUUACAAGGCAGGCAAGUACAUCGAAGCUCAGGGGAUGCAGGAAAUUAUAUCACGAGGUGACUGGACAGCUAUUCAAGGUGGCGUGGUAGGUGUGAAAGAGGGACUCCAGACGUGGAUGGGAUAUGGAGGCUAUGCUCGCAGCCCACUCCCAAAACCAACUGCCGAGCAAACUAGAUUAUGGAAAGAGGGUUUUAGAGAAUUGGUGUUGCUAGAAAAGUCCUUGUGA